This is a messenger RNA of Emericellopsis cladophorae, 2394 nucleotides long. RefSeq names its product geranylgeranyl pyrophosphate synthetase. The record is from RefSeq and is a predicted model, not a curated record. The transcript is spliced from 5 exons. Lineage: Eukaryota; Fungi; Ascomycota; Sordariomycetes; Hypocreales; Bionectriaceae. The coding region runs from base 1 to 2394 and encodes 797 amino acids.
AUGACGAGAUGGAACAAUCGAGGACGAGGUGCUUAUAGAGGUAACUCCUCGCGACAGUGGCGUGCAAGCGCUCCUCUGCCCACGCCAGAGCUCCCUGUCGGAAAGUGUCUAGCAUCCUUGGGCGUGGCAGAAAUCGACAAGCUUGUUCAGAGUCAGCAAGUCAAAGAAACGAAGAUUGAGGAUGUGCGCUACGUCGCUUCCUACAACUGGCUCGACAGGGGAUCUGAAGCCAACAUUGUCGUUCCUGGUCAGCCACCUCGCUGGACGCCCUCGCGACAUGAUGCAAAACUCGAAAGAGACUCUGGUCAGUACUAUCGCGACAAGAAUGCGGCGAGGUUUCCGAAACAUCCUUUUGCUCCCGCCAUCGCGGCCUGUCUAGCGGCAGCCUCCUCGCCCCCUGUGCUGGCCAAUAUCAACCUCGUCGGGUGCGGAAGCACGCUGGGCAACCUCCUUCGCUUUGUACGAGGGGAAGACAGAAAGUGCAGGAUGCUUGUGCAGAAGGUGGGCCAUACCGUCUUUCUGGUCCGUCGAGAGAAUUCGCCGACGGAGCUCAUUCCCGAUGUGCGCGGUCAUGGACACACCUUUCCCGAGGCCUUUACUACGUGGGAUCCGGAGGUGAAGGGCUCUGCCUCGCACCAGCGCAUGAUCACGUACAACUUUGGUGGUCUCAAGCUUCUCGUCCGCUACGAAGCGGAUGGGUAUCUGGACACAAAGGACAAGAGUGUCGCUUCCGUCAAGAGGCCAAGCUGCGGUCAAGAAGGGCCUUCUUUGCCAGAUACAGGCAUCCCGUCGACAGCAGUCGAUGCCCUCACAGCAGCCCUGUCGAGGGGCGGAUCGCUCUCCUCCUCGCAUGUUCCCAUCGUUGGGACAGAGAUUCAUGUCCAACGGGCCGGUCGAGCCCCAGACCAGUCCCAAAUCUUUGACAUCAAGACCCGGGGCUCACACAGGCGCGACGAUGACCAUGUGGGCGCUGAACUGCCACGGCUUUGGAUCUCCCAGAUUCCCAAAUUUGUCCUGGCCUUCCACAACUAUGGUAUCUUCCGCGUGGCAGACGUCAGCGUUCACGACGUCCGCGACAGAGUGCAAGCGUGGGAGUCGGAGAAUCAGACAGCGCUCGGCAGACUGGCGGCAGUGCUGCACUACAUUAUUGACGCAUGCACGACGCAAAAGCUGGGAGCUGGGAAGCUGGAGGUCCUUAUCGAUGGGGAGGGAACGCUCAAGGUCUGCGAGCAGCGGGAGGGCGUCGGGGAUGUGCUGCCCGUGGAUCUGAGACACAGCCCCAACUUGUUCCGCGUGCCGUGGACCGCUCGACCGUCGCUAUGCUGUCAGCUCCAGCUGUCAGCAAUCAAGGCGGGCGCGGGCCGUCAUGCGUGGAAUCUCACCGUGGAACAGUACCAAGAGGUCCUCCAAUGGUUCUACGCCAACACCGUCAUCUACUUGCCGACCGCCUACUUUACCAAGGUCACACUCCUUCUCCUCACGGCGCGCGCGUACGCUAUCGAGCGAUUUGUAGCCCGCGUCAUCUUUACCUUCAUCUGGGGCUUGCUCAUCGCCUUCAUCCCUCUGCAGGUCCUGAAGAUCUUCAUUUGUAAUCCAAUUGAGUCUUUUUGGCGCCAAGAUGUCGAGGGCACAUGUCUGGCACAGCGAAGGAUCUUUGUGGCCGACGCGGCGCUGGCCGUCGUCUCUGAUGUGAUGAUCCUAGUGGUCCCCAUUGUCGUGACCAUGAAGCUACGCAUGAGCGUGGCCAAGAAGAUCAAGAUCAUGGGGCUCCUCGGGGCCGGCGGCGUGGCGAUAGCCGUGACCAUCUGGCGCCUGGUCAAGAUCGUCGAGUCGCAGUACUCGAACAACACGACAGUCAGCUGGAGGCUUCUCAAUAUCCUGACAAUCCUCGAGCUGAGCAUCGGUCUGAUGUGCUCCUGCCUACCGUCCGUCAACAUUCUCUGGGAGCGGGCUCGAUGUUCUGCGAUGGUUGGGGCCGUGUCGUACACGCAGCGUCGAACACGGAAAAAGAUGCAUGGUUUCACAACCAUGGCCAAGCGGCGUGCAAAGAAGAAGGCCAUGGUUGCUCCCUGGCUGACCGCCACACCACCGCAGGGGCAGGUGUCGACGACGUCGGACUUUGAACGGGAGCUGGCCCUCUUCUGGGGCCACGACCCAAACUCCACGGAAUCGCUCGAGGACUUGUAUGCGACGCAGCGCGCCACCUCGCUGGACGGGCGGAGGGAAGGCUGGCUGGACAACGACACACUGCCAGUACCAGCGACGGCGAUGACGGGUGCGUCGAGUUGGACUCAUCAACGUAGUGCGAUUGACAGCGCGCUCAUGACCGUGUCGGGCAACAUGGCCUGGGAGAGCAUAUGGGACGGCCAACCGAACAGGAGAAGCAAUGAGUGA